Messenger RNA from Quercus lobata, 830 nucleotides. Its product is annotated as tropinone reductase-like 3. Lineage: Eukaryota; Viridiplantae; Streptophyta; Magnoliopsida; Fagales; Fagaceae. Gene Ontology annotation, molecular function: oxidoreductase activity. The transcript is spliced from 6 exons. The record is from RefSeq and is a predicted model, not a curated record. The coding region runs from base 48 to 815 and encodes 255 amino acids.
UCAAUAAUUUACUCGAUUACAUUACAUAGAUCAGGAAGCCAAACAAAAUGGAGGGGACAAAGAUUGCCAAGAGAUUUGAAGGCAAGGUUGCCAUUGUGACUGCUUCCACUCAGGGCAUUGGCUUCACCAUUGCUGAGAGGUUCGGCUUGGAAGGUGCCUCUGUUGUCGUCUCUUCUCGCAAACAGAAAAAUGUAGAUGAGGCGGUUGAAAAACUCAAAUCACGAGGAAUCGAGGUGUUGGGUGUUGUUUGUCAUGUGUCAAAUGCACAACAAAGGAAGAACCUUAUAGACAAGACUAUUCAGAAAUAUGGUAAAAUAGAUGUGGUCGUAUCCAAUGCUGCUACUAAUCCAUCUGUUGAUAGCAUUUUGCAAACUCAAGAAUCUGUCCUGGAUAAGCUGUGGGACAUAAAUGUCAAAUCCUCCAUACUUAUCUUAAAGGAUGCAGGUCCUCAUAUGUCCAAGGGUUCUUCUGUGGUCAUUGUUUCCUCUAUUGCUGGCUACCACCCACCAGCUUCCAUGGCUAUGUAUGGGGUGACUAAGACAGCCCUUCUUGGACUUACCAAGGCACUUGCAGCUGAGAUGGCUCCAAAUACACGUGUGAACUGUGUUGCUCCCGGUUUUGUACCAACACACUUUGCCUCAUUCAUUACAGAAAAUGAUGCCCUUAGGAAGGAGGUCGAGGGGAGGACUAUGCUUAACAGGCUUGGUACCACUCAAGACAUGGCUGCUGCUACUGCCUUUUUGGCAUCUGAUGAUGCUUCUUAUAUAACAGGAGAAACUCUGGUGGUGGCAGGAGGGACUCCUUCGAGACUCUAGAUCCCUUUCUAUUUU